AGGUGGAGCAAAAGUAAACGGAAGUCGAUAAAGUGAAAUGCGUGAUAAACUGGUUUAGCAGCGUUUAGUUGUAUGUCAGUUAUAUUAUAACAUCGGGAAUAGAAAUAGAAGCCAGAAGCAGUAUCGGGCCAUUGUAUUUUCAAGAGUCGCUGAGAAAACUUUGAGGACAAAUAGAUCAGUUAGUGGUUUACAUGCGGGUGAAGUCGCCCGUCGCCUAAGCAAGCACAACCACGUUCGUCUUGGUAGUCAAGAAUAGAACAUCCCGAGCAAAAGUUUAUCGCGAAAGGUCUCUUUUAGUCAUUCUAGUGGAUUACACUGAAAAUUGAAACGUAUUCUACAUUUUGCUUGUUUUUAUGAAAAAGGAACGAUGGGCUGUACAAUUAGUCAAGAAGACAAAGUUGCAGCAGAGAGGAGUAAGAUGAUUGACAAGAAUUUAAAGGCAGAUGGCGAACGAGCUGCAAGAGAAGUCAAAUUGCUUUUGUUAGGUGCUGGGGAAUCAGGGAAGAGUACAAUUGUGAAACAGAUGAAAAUCAUCCAUGAAAGUGGCUAUUCCCCAGAGGAGUGCAAACAGUAUAAACCUGUGGUUUUCAGUAAUACUAUACAGUCGAUGCAAGCAAUAAUACGGGCUAUGGGCACACUGAAGAUUGACUAUGGUCAUCCUGACAGAGCAGAAGAUGCAAGGCAGUUAUUUGCUUUGGCUAGUAGCGUGGAAGAUGGUGAGCUGACACAUGAGCUUGUUGGUAUAAUGAAAAGGCUUUGGGCAGAUGAGGGUCUUCAGGUUUGCUUUGGAAGAUCAAGAGAAUACCAACUAAAUGACUCUGCUGGAUAUUACUUGUCAGCACUGGAUCGUAUAGGUGCCCCAAAUUACACCCCAACACAGCAAGAUGUUCUACGAACUAGGGUCAAAACGACUGGCAUUGUUGAAACUCAUUUUGUUUUCAAAGACCUGCACUUCAAAAUGUUUGAUGUUGGUGGUCAAAGGUCAGAAAGGAAGAAAUGGAUUCACUGUUUUGAAGGUGUGACAGCAAUCAUAUUCUGCGUAUCUUUGAGUGCAUAUGACCUGGUAUUGGCAGAGGAUGAAGAAACGAACCGAAUGCAUGAAAGUAUGAAGCUCUUUGAUUCAAUUUGCAACAAUAAAUGGUUCAUCGAAACGUCGAUAAUCCUGUUUUUAAACAAAAAGGAUUUGUUUGGCGAGAAGAUCAAAAAGUCACCCCUUACCAUUUGCUUUCCGGAGUACACAGGUGCAAAUACGUAUGAAGAGGCAGGCUCAUACAUCCAGAUGCAGUUUGAAAACCUCAACAGCCGUAAAGGAGAAAAAGAGAUAUACACCCACUUCACUUGCGCCACCGACACUGGUAACAUUCAGUUCGUUUUUGAUGCUGUAACCGACGUCAUUAUAAAAAAUAACUUGAAAGAUUGUGGCUUAUUCUAAGGGAGGUUUGAAACCUCUCUCCAAAGAUAAUUUUGUUUGGACUGAGCUAUUUAUGGAGAUUUUUCUAAUCGCUAUACUGAUGUAAAUAGUAGGCCAGACUGUAUUUGGCAACUACCCCAUUCAUUUAUGAUUUUGUCUUACGUGUAAAGAGAUGCAAAGAUUUACGAGCGAAGCACAUACGUUGAACACAGGUCUCUUGACAGGCUCUGCGCGCUGCUUCUGUUGGCACGCACGCUCCGCGGAACCUGUUGCCCCUCAUGACGCCUUGGGAGGUAUCUACACCAAAUCUUAGAUUUUAAGUUUGCUUGUAUACUGGAUCAGAUACCCUUUAUGUUAAAUCGUUGCCUUUCCUGUAUUGGAUUAAAGUAUGAAGUAUUUUAUUUGUAUUACGACCUUGCACUAAAGAUUGGUCUCUGGCUAUCCAGUAACAGGCAAACCAAAGUUGUUGCAAUGAGUCUGUUUAUUAAUUUUAACUAAGCUAUUAUUCUAUGCAUUAAAGCCAGCCAUUAUUUUCCGUAAAGGGGCCAAAAUUACCCUUCUUUUCCCUAAAUCACUGAAUUUGUCGUAAGAAAAGUUUUGUUUUAUACAAGAUAUAAUGCUAUUAGUUUUAUGUCUGGAGCCUUUUUGUCAAUGUAAUCAGAUUAAUUUUGGGGAGAGCAACGAAUAUGUGAUCUAGCAAAGUAGUAUGCGGAUUUCGGUCUUAAAAAAUCAUUUGACUUAAUUUUAGUUUCUUAUUGUAUGCUUUAGGAAACUUCACAAACUGUAACUUGCAAAUUUGUUCAUGUUUUGUCUUACAAACUGCAGUUAGGUAAAACGUCUUAUCUAAGAUAGAAAUUUCCUGUCAGUCACUGGUUAAGUUGAUUAUGUAUUGUAUUGAUGUUA
Messenger RNA from Rhopilema esculentum, 2314 nucleotides. Its product is annotated as guanine nucleotide-binding protein G(i) subunit alpha. The record is from RefSeq and is a predicted model, not a curated record. NCBI's taxonomy places the organism in Eukaryota, Metazoa, Cnidaria, Scyphozoa, Rhizostomeae, Rhizostomatidae. Gene Ontology annotation, cellular component: heterotrimeric G-protein complex; cytoplasm. Gene Ontology annotation, biological process: adenylate cyclase-modulating G protein-coupled receptor signaling pathway. Gene Ontology annotation, molecular function: GTPase activity; G-protein beta/gamma-subunit complex binding; G protein-coupled receptor binding.